This is a messenger RNA of Echinops telfairi (small Madagascar hedgehog), 1194 nucleotides long. It is a transcript of the gene CIAO2A, whose product is annotated as cytosolic iron-sulfur assembly component 2A. The record is from RefSeq and is a predicted model, not a curated record. Lineage: Eukaryota; Metazoa; Chordata; Mammalia; Afrosoricida; Tenrecidae. Bases 91 to 573 code for a protein of 160 amino acids. The transcript is spliced from 5 exons.
CGUCGAACAGGAAGUUUUAACAUUCCCAGGCCGGCUGCUGAGAGACGGUGGCUCGGGUGGGACAGUCGUCAGGGAUGGCGGAGCGUGAGAAUGGAGCGGUUGUCCGGGCUGCUUUCCUGGACGCUGAGCAGAGUCCUGUGGCUCUCGGGUCCCUCUGAGCAGGGAGCUGCCCGGCAGCCCCAGAUCAUGGAAGAGAAAGCGCUAGAGGUUUAUGAUUUGAUUCGAACUAUUCGGGACCCAGAGAAGCCCAAUACUUUAGAAGAACUGGAAGUGGUAACGGAGAGUUGUGUGGAGGUUCAGGAGAUGCAUGACGAAGACUAUCUGGUCAUCAUCAAGUUCACGCCCACAGUACCUCAUUGCUCUCUGGCAACUCUUAUCGGGCUCUGCUUAAGAGUAAAACUUCAGCGGUGUUUACCGUUUAAGCAUAAGUUGGAAAUCUACAUUUCUGAAGGAACCCACUCAACUGAAGAAGACAUCAACAAGCAGAUAAACGAUAAAGAACGAGUGGCAGCUGCAAUGGAGAAUCCCAACUUACGUGAAAUCGUGGAGCAGUGUGUCCUUGAACCUGAUUAAUCGCUGUUUAAGAGCCAUUAAACUGUAAAUAUCUGAUACUAUUUGUUUAAACUCUUUGUAAAAUGCAAACGACUCAUGUUGAAUACCAAGGUGAUUUGCGCCUCAGGAGAUUUUUUUUUAAGGAUUAUUUCCAAACACAAUUUAAUUACAAGGUCAUACUUAGUUUAUUCAGUAGAUAACAUUCUCAGGAUUUGUAACUCUUAAGUGAUCAGAGAAAUAUUUUCUAGUUAUUAUGUGUAAGAUGAGUUGCUUUUCUUUUGAUAACAACUACUUUUCAUGUCAAAUAUCUGUGUCCAAAUAUAUUCAAUUGUAAUAAUUUUUCUGUAAAACAUAAAUAAACUGAGUUGAUUCUUCUAAUGACGCAUUUUAGAAUGUCUUUAUUCAAUAGCAGACGCUCAGUGUAAAUGUCAAGUUCUUCAAGAGUCUUGCAGAGCUUUAUCUUUGCCGAUUACAUAGAAUCAGACCUGAGAACUGAGAGGAGCUCUUGGGAUAGCAUCACUUCUAAGCCUUGCCUCCCCUUAUAGCCCCUUUAUAGCUAGAUGGCAAACAGGUGUGCAGAAGACCAGGUGGCACAUCCAGUUCUGAAGAUCAAGCAUUAUACAUUAAACCAAUCUAAAUUCA